AUGAAUCUUCGCCAUGACAUAAACACCGAAAGAAAAAGGCUUAAAAAAACUACCAGUAUUCGCGAACAAGAUUAUCUAUACUACGGUAUACUUGAUUUCGUAAGCAAAUUGGAUGAUAAGAAGACGGAGCAUUGGCUCGGCGAGGAUUACAACAAGUGGUCGAAAAGUCUAAUUUUAAAAGCUUCACAGUCCAGCAGCGGAUUCAUUGUUGAGGAUAAAGCAUACGAAUUCUCUAAGGAUGUCUUGUUUGGGACAAUUGGGUCGAACUCAAAAAGGAAAGAAAAAGAAGCCAAGCAUAAAUUAAGGAAAGAAGACGAUGACUCCCAAAGAUACCGAUUAAACGAUGAUGUUACCGAUGAAAACGAGUACACAUUUAUCAUUGAGUACCUUAGUAAAGUCGUGCGAAUUGGCUGUCAUAACAAAAAGGCCAUAUGGAAAACAAAAUGGUGGGAAGCGAAGCUGAAGGCGUCGAAGGAAGAAUAUGGUGUUUGA
Messenger RNA from Mucor mucedo, 492 nucleotides. RefSeq lists its product as uncharacterized. The transcript has 2 exons. The record is from RefSeq and is a predicted model, not a curated record. NCBI's taxonomy places the organism in Eukaryota, Fungi, Mucoromycota, Mucoromycetes, Mucorales, Mucoraceae. Bases 1 to 492 code for a protein of 163 amino acids.